This is a messenger RNA of Triticum urartu, 937 nucleotides long. RefSeq lists its product as uncharacterized. Lineage: Eukaryota; Viridiplantae; Streptophyta; Magnoliopsida; Poales; Poaceae. Gene Ontology annotation, cellular component: nucleus. The record is from RefSeq and is a predicted model, not a curated record.
CAAGUCGAGCAAUAGCCAAAGUGAUCUCUUGUUUUUACACUUCGUCGAGAGCAAGUCAGAAGUAGUAGUGCUAGUUUGUUUGAUCCAGUUCAGUUGAGAGAGAGAUGGCGUCCAACCAGAACCAGGCGAGCUACCGCGCCGGCGAGGCCAAGGGCCACACCCAGGAGAAGGCUGGGCAAGUGAUGGGCGCGGCCGAGGACAAGGCCUACGAGGCCAAGGACCGGGUGGCGGCUCUGGCGGGCCACUCCUCCGGACAGGGGCAGGGCGCCACGGAGGCCACCAAGCACAAGGCCGGCGAGGCCACCGACAAGGCGUCCCAGACGGCGCAGGCGGCCAAGGACAGGGCUGCCGGGACGGCGCAGACAGCCAAGGACAAGGCCUCCGAGACCGCGCAGGCCGCCAAGGACCGCACCGUGGAGAGCAAGGACCAGACCGGCAGCUUCCUCGGCGAGAAGACGGAGAUGGCCAAGCAGAAGGCAGCGGAGACCGCCGAGGCGGCCAGGCAGAAGGUGGCGGAGACCGUGCAGUACACGCAGGAAAGGACCUACGACGCGGCGCAGUACGCCAAGGAGUCCGCCGUCGCCAGCAAGGACAACACCGGCAGCGUCCUCCAGCAGGCCGGCGAGACGGUGGUGAAUGCCGUGGUGGGCGCCAAGGAUGCCGUGGCCAACACGCUGGGCAUGGGCACAGAUGGCACCAACACCAACACCAGCGCCGCCACCAAGGACACCACCACCCGCACCUCAGAGGAGAUCGUCAGGGAUCACCAUUAGACGCAUGAGCUCAAUUUGCUUUCUUUCCUUCUCUUGACAAACGUAUUUGGUCGCAACUUUGAUUUUGUAAUGUAUCUCCUUUGUGUUUGUCAUUUCAAGUUAGUACGAUGUAACAAUAAUAAUACUCUCUUCAUUUUAAAUUACUCGUCGCAAAAGUGAAUGUA